UCUACAUCGCGAUGGACGAAGACCAACUCGACGUGAUCAACAGUGACGAUGAUGGUCAAAAUGGCGACGUCGACGUCGGCGUCAACGGCGUAGGACGGAGGAGGAAGGUUUUGCAUGUCGGCGACAAUGGAGUAACACAUCGCGUGGUCAUUGACCGCGGUUGUUAUUCGAUGACGGAAUUUCAUGAGCAACAUGGAUACCAACGGAAGGAUAAACUGAGCCCGAGGGAAUUCGUACAGCGUAAGAUCAAACGAUGUCGGUGUGGAGUAGACCAGUUUCUAGGUCUAAUCGUCUAUAUCUUCCCUGCAUUUCAUUGGCUACGUCAGUAUAACCUAAGGAACAAUGCAGUCGGAGAUGUGAUGGCAGGUAUCACAGUCGGCAUUGUCAACAUACCAAUAAGUAUGGCGUUUGCCCUGUUGGCUUUCUUACAUCCGGUGUACGGUCUGUAUACAGCAUUCUUUGCACCUCUAGCCUUCUUCUUCAUGGGCUCAUCCAGACAUACGUCAGUAGGUACGUUUGGUGUCGUCAGUAUUCUUUGUCGUGAUGCCAUUGAGAGGAUACUAGCUGAAAGGUAUCCACCCACUGAUCUUCCAUCAACAAUCGAACCAAUCACAACCAUAUCACCAUCCUCCCCCUAUCCCACCACUCCCACAUCUAUGAUCAAUGCUACUACGCCUGCGCCGUGUGGACCAAUCUGUGACGAGAGAAUUCAGCUUCAUACCACACUGUGUCUUAUGGUCGGUUUGAUACAGAUAUUCAUGGCUAUAUGUCGUCUUGGUUUCGUCACCACGUACCUCGCUCAACCACUCAUUCGGGCAUUCACCACGGGAGCAGCAUGUCACGUGAUCACGAGUCAGGUGGCGCCAUUAUUUGGUCUGGUUCUCCCUCGUUAUGCUGGUCCCUUCAGUGUUAUCUAUACUUGGCGUGAUAUCUUUAUCAACCUUCCUAAGACGAAUGUGGCGACUCUUCCUUUCGGAGUGCUCACUUUUCUGAUUCUAGCCCCCGGCAAGUACCUGUCUGAGAGGUAUAAAAAGCAGCUGAAAAUACCAAUUCCCUGGGAGCUCUUCGUCGUGAUCAUCACAAUUCUCAUAUCCUACUUCGUAAAUGUCGAGGACAAAUAUGGCGUUGAGAUUAUAGGAGAUGUCCCUACGGGAUUCCCCAUGCCUACAAUCCCAUCUCUGCCAUCGGGAGUGAGAGUCAGUGAUCUAAUAGGAGAUGCCAUCGCAAUAGCAAUCGUGGGAUUCGCAGUGUCCGUCUCACUCGCCAAAAUAUUCGCUAGCAAGAACGAUUACGAAAUUGAUACGAAUCAAGAACUUCUUGGUUACGGUGCGUCGAAUGCCACGUCGUCCUUCUUUCUGUGCUUCGUGUCCGCCUCAGGUCUGGGGAGGGUAGCUCUCAUAGAUGACACUGGAGGAAAAACACAGGUUUCCAUGUUGGUUUCAUCUAUUAUCGUCAUGUUUGUUCUUCUCUUCAUCGGACCCCUCUUUGAACCGUUACCAAAGUCUGUACUGGCUGCGAUCAUCAUUUACGUAUUACGAAGAAUCGCUUUCCAGAUCACAGAGAUUAGAGGAUUAUUCAAAACAUCCAAAGUGGACUGUUCGAUCUUUGUUGUGACGUUCUUGUCGGUGUUCAUUCUCGGUGUGGAUCUUGGUCUCGGGGUCGGGGUCGUCUACGGUCUCUUCACCGUGAUCGUAAGGACUCAGCUUCCAAACUAUAGCGUGCAAGGGCAUCUGGUCGACACCGAGCUCUAUCGCGAUGUCAAAACUUACAAAUCGGUAAAAGUCAAACCAGGGAUGGUGAUUUUUAAGAUGCAAACAUCGCUGUAUUAUGCCAACGCCCAGCAGUUCAGACGGCGGGUCUUACGGGCCACUGGAAUCAACCCUGUAAUACGUUUGGCUGAAAUCCGUAAGGCACAGGCUGCUAUGGAAAAGAACAUGGAUGAGAAAAUGGAAUCUAGUAUGGCGACGGAAGAGAUGGAUCUUUCUAAGGAUGAACUCCACUCCAUCCUCAUUGACUGCAGUCACUUUGGUUUCAUCGAUAUCACUGGCGUCAAUACUUUACUUGCUCUCGUCAGGGACUACGGCAGGAUUGGCGUAGCAACGGUCUUCUGCUCAUGCGCAGAUUCUGUGAUGCAAUCUAUCAAGGUGAUUGGUGCUCUUAAUGAUGAGUGUGAUAUCUUCUACCCAUCCAUUCAUGACGCCGUCCUGUCAUUACCAAGGAAACAAGCUCUCAAAGCAGAUGAAAAUACCAACGACAACAAGGGCUACGAAAAUUCAAUAAACGAGGAAACAGGACUCUAAGCUGAGCUCAUAAACUUGCCGAAUCCAGACAUCAUGGUCUUAUGAAAAAGUCUGGGCGACAUCUUACAAGAAUUAAAGUCUCUCGGCUUACCUUUCCCUUCCGCUUUGUUCCGUGAUUAAAGAGAAAUAUUACCAGUCACUUAAUUAGAAAAUUUACUUGUCCAUUUAGAGUUCCAUGCGUUAUUAAGUAUCGUGGCAUGGUGAACAUGAAUUCAUGUAAAAAAGCUCUCGUAAUGCUAGCAAAAUAAAUUCAACCAAACAUUCACUAAUGAGAAAGUGCAUUUCAUUAGAAUCGUAUAAAGCAUUUAAAUGACUUUUACAUGCUUUAAAGUUUUUAUUUUGUUUGGGUGCAAUUAAUCGUAAAUUAUCGAUAAAUGUGCAUUAUGAAAGUGUUUAUUUUAUUGUAAUUGUAUUACGUAAUACCGUGUGAGUAAAAAAAAAGUUUACACCUAGAA
Messenger RNA from Strongylocentrotus purpuratus (purple sea urchin), 2755 nucleotides. Its product is annotated as sulfate transporter. The coding region runs from base 12 to 2300 and encodes 762 amino acids. NCBI's taxonomy places the organism in Eukaryota, Metazoa, Echinodermata, Echinoidea, Camarodonta, Strongylocentrotidae. The transcript is spliced from 16 exons. The record is from RefSeq and is a predicted model, not a curated record. Gene Ontology annotation, molecular function: chloride transmembrane transporter activity; bicarbonate transmembrane transporter activity; sulfate transmembrane transporter activity. Gene Ontology annotation, cellular component: membrane. Gene Ontology annotation, biological process: transmembrane transport.